AUUUUUCCUUUUAAAAAAUAUAAAUGUAUAUCUCGUAGACUUGCUUUUGUUUCUGUUUGGUAAUCCGUUUGUAAUGGCUAGGGACAAGGUGAGAGGGCUUUAAAAGGGACCAAAACAGAAGCACGCAGGUAAACUGUUCGACGAAAUUCCCGACAGAAACUAAACACUAUAAGGACUAAGGAGAUGAUACCGAAGCCGAUUCGAACUUUGGGAAUCGGUGUAGCUUUCGUUCUCGGUGGAUUAGCCAUCGGUAACAUUGUUUCCGCUUCUGCAAUCGGAGCUUUCCGUUUCGCCAUUGAAGAGAAACGGAAGAAGGCAUUGGCUUGUCGAGCUUGUGCUGGAAAAGGGUUCUAUAUUUGCAAAUUGUGUAAAGGAAAUACAACGAUAAAGUGGUCGCCGUUGUAUGAUCCGGUUUGUAUCAAUCCAUGCCUUUGCCCCACUUGUGAUGGUCACAGGAUACAAAGGUGUUUGAACUGUAUUGGGAAGGGAUAUUGUUGAUACAACGUAAAAUCUUCACCUUCAUUGUGAUUUGGUAGACAUUUUAGGUCUCUCAUGAAAAUGGCUCCUUGGAAGCUUAUGUUCAUAUGAACCAACGAGGAAGCAAGCUUGUUGGGUUUCUAUCUUUUACUCUCAAAUGUUUUCAUUGGGACUCUUGUCUUGUCUGAAACUGUGAUUUUCUUAGCCUUGUAUUCAUAUAUUUUUUUAUUA
Molecule: messenger RNA, 708 nt
Organism: Tarenaya hassleriana
Lineage: Eukaryota; Viridiplantae; Streptophyta; Magnoliopsida; Brassicales; Cleomaceae
Exons: 3
Coding region: 184-498 (104 amino acids)
Source: RefSeq, a predicted model, not a curated record